This is a messenger RNA of Lithohypha guttulata, 2568 nucleotides long. RefSeq lists its product as uncharacterized. The record is from RefSeq and is a predicted model, not a curated record. Gene Ontology annotation, cellular component: nucleus. Bases 1 to 2568 code for a protein of 855 amino acids. The transcript is spliced from 2 exons. Gene Ontology annotation, molecular function: DNA-binding transcription activator activity, RNA polymerase II-specific; RNA polymerase II cis-regulatory region sequence-specific DNA binding. Gene Ontology annotation, biological process: regulation of transcription by RNA polymerase II. NCBI's taxonomy places the organism in Eukaryota, Fungi, Ascomycota, Eurotiomycetes, Chaetothyriales, Trichomeriaceae.
AUGUUCGCGAAUAGACGUUCUUCACAAAAGCCAGACGAGGGGCUGUACGCGGCGUUCAGACAGACUUUCCCUGAAGUCGGACCAGGCACCUCUUCAGCCGGUACAGGCCCUGGUGUGCCGGUCACUUCCCAACUCGGAACCUCGUCUAUCGAUGAUUCCAACAUCGUGGAUCCUCCUGAUAUUCAUAGGUAUGUCCAACCUCUAACUUCCAGCUCUUCGCUUCCUGCCUUUCCAUCUCAUGGUCAACACAUUGCAGUCAUGGCAUCCAGUCAUGAGCAUAGUCCCUUUGCGACUCAAACGGAUCGACCAGCCAUAACUGACGAUUACUUCAGUAGAUCAAACUUCGACAAUGUCGCCAAUGCUCCGAAAGGGACUGGCACAACGCCGAAACCAUUUACUGAUCAAUGGCGAUUGACGCCUUCAUUGUUGGAUCCUAGUUCCUACGCCUUUUCCGCCUUCGCCAACCAGCCUCCAGGAUAUUACACACCGACGCCUGGUGGCUUCAACACUCUCUGGCAUAGUUCUGCUGCAGGCGAUCUUCACACUCCGGGUGCCCUUGGUCUCAACACACCUUUAUCUCUGCCACAAUCAAUGCACGCCUUCCACGCCAGCGAUCAAAACUUGCAGUACACACAUUUCAACCCACAACUGCUGCAUCCACAACAAGCUUUCCACGAUCCAUUCCAUGCACAAUCGCAUCAUCAUCACCUUCAACAACAACAACAACAGAAUUUCCCACACCCAGGUAAUUACAUUGGACUUCAGCAUGAAGAUUCUGGAUAUGCGGCAAUUGAUGAUUCGUCAAAGAACCCCACCCCAAAUCAAGAGGUACAGCCGGGUCUUGCACCACCACCCAUCCAGCAGCAUGAUAGUGGUGUCUCGGUCUCAGGCUACACUUCUGGUGAAAAGUUUGUGCAAUCAAUGCAAUCAUCAAGCUCUCCUGACAAUAUGAGUAGAUUUCGGUUUCACACCACUCUCAAUGCGCCUACUGCCAUGGUUCGUAAUUCCGACGAAAUUCCCGUCACAUACUUGAACAAAGGCCAAGCAUAUACUAUGUCCGUCUACGAUACAAAUCCUCCAACAUCUACCCAGAAUCUCAGGUAUAGGACUUACGUAAGAGUGAGCUUCGAAGACGAGCAACAACGAGCAAAAUCUGGUGCUUGUUGGCAACUUUGGCGAGAAGGUCGUGGUUCCAAUGAGGCCCAUCAAAGAGGUGGAAAACUUCUGGCUGUUGAGUAUGUGGAUCCGAACCAAGGGGGCGACGACACCACAAGAAAGCCGCAAAUCGAGCUAGAAAGAGCAUCAUUCGACGGCUUUAUCGUAAAUUGGCAUCCCAAUGAUCGCACGAAUGGUGUUGCGGAUUGCUCAAUAUCUGUGCGAUUUAACUUUCUGUCGACCGAUUUCAGUCACUCGAAAGGCGUCAAAGGAAUCCCUGUCCGGCUGUGCUCCAAGACGGAGCUCCUCACGACUUUACCAGAGAAGUCGAACAAUGAACCAGAAGUCUGCUUUGCAAAGGUGAAGCUGUUCCGUGAUCAUGGUGCGGAGAGAAAGCUUUCCAACGACAUUGCGCAUGUCAAGAAGUCCAUCGAAAAGCUCAAGCAGCAGAUUGCUCAGGCUGAGGCUGGUGUUGGUAACGUGGGAAAGAGGAAACGUAGUGGAUCAAUGGCAAAAGGUGCCUCCUCGCGCUCCAGAACGCAGAAGCAUAAAAGAAGUUGGUCUGCUGACUCUGACGCAGAGGGAGGAAGACUUUCCGCGGAAGAAGAUCUCCACAUGAAGCUUGUCGGAUUGCAAGACAUGUUCUCUUCGACGCGGCCAAUGAGCGUCCUGUACCUUAAAGGUGAUCCUGAGGACGAUCCGGACCUCUUUCCGGUCAAGCUGGCUGGAGGCGAUGCGCCAAGACCAAUCGAGCGAGCCAAAACAUGGGAGUCAAGGCAGUCCGGGAGCGAGUCCCCAACAUCGGGUCCUGGGUCACCAACACCAAGCUCCGUCUCGCUCACACCGAAGAGAAAAUUCUCCGAAUUACAGCAGUCCAUUAUUGAGGAGGAAGAGGAAGAGCCAGAGGAGAAAAAGACUGCUAAGGCUCGCAGCGCCUCACCGGAAAGACCGGCAAAAAUGAUCAAGCGUGAGGUUGAUAUAGGUCGGCAAGAUCUCUACGCUCUCGAUGUCGACAGUACUUACGAUCCACCUCCUGAGAGGCCCGUCAAGCCAGUGGCAUGCUUUUACGUCAAAGACAAGGAAGCUGCAAUACCCUACUACCGCGCUGUUUAUCUUGCGCGAAGAACCGUCGAAGAUUUGAUACAUUGCAUAUCCGAAAAGUUCGGCAUUGAUCCGAACAGAAUUACGAGAGUGACGCAUGUCAAUUCCAAAGGUCUGCAGAUCAUCGUCGACGAAGAUGUUGUCCGUGAGAUGCAGGAAGGACAAGACAUGAUUGUCGAAUUUGCUCCUGCGAAAAGCGAAGUAAUAGACAAGCACGAUUCAGACCCCCUACUAAGUGCGGGAAUUGACGGUGAUUCUCCUCCUCCGAAUACCACGAUACCCGAUCCUCUCGAAAUGUGGCUCAACUAUUAG